CAUCUAAAACCUCAUCAAAACCUCUGAAAGAAGCGGUAAUACAAAAUACCAGCAAACCAACACUGACAGUGUGAAAGUUGUCUCCACAAACCAAAAUGCUGAGUGGAGCGUGUGGCCUCCGCGCGUGUUGCCUACGGCUUCCGUACUCGCUGGAGAGGCCCCUCCUCCGGGCCGCUACAUUGCGAUUCAGGCACCGCCGGCGCGUGUUUUCCACCGCCCGUGCAGCUUCCGGCGCGAAAAAGCAGAAGGUGAUUGUGAUAUCUGGGCCAACCGGCGCCGGGAAGACCCGGCUCGCUAUAGAGCUCGCCAAGCGGCUCAAUGGAGAAAUCAUCAGCGCCGAUUCUGUCCAGGUAUAUCGAGGUCUUGAUAUUGGAUCUGCGAAGCCUUCUCCGAGUGAUAGACAGGAGAUACCACAUCAUCUUGUUGACAUAUUGCAUCCAUAUGAAGAUUAUUCUGUUGGGAAAUUCUUUGAGGAUGCAAGGCAGGCUACAAGAUGUAUUCUUGACAGUGGCCGCGUUCCAAUAGUUGCUGGAGGUACUGGAUUGUACUUGCGGUGGUUCAUGUAUGGAAAGCCAGACGUUCCAAAAGCUUCUUGUGACAUUGCCUCCGAAGUAUAUUCAGAAUUAGCGGAUUUACAGAGAGAUGAAGACUGGGAUGCAGCAGUGCAGUUGGUGGUCAAAGCAGGUGACCCAAAGGCCCAAUUUAUAGCUGUCAAUGAUUGGUAUCGGUUACGGCGUAGCCUUGAGAUUAUCAAGUCUAGUGGAUCACCUCCAUCUGCUUUUCGGGUACCAUAUGAUUCUUUCAGGGAACAAUGCAGUAGUGUAAUAGACAGCUCUCAUGAUGUCAACUCUUCCGCUGAUGCACUCAAGGAAAAUGAAUCAAAGGAUUUGGAUUAUGACUUUAUUUGUUUUUUCCUCUCUACCCAAAGAGUUGAUCUCUACAAAUCAAUUGACUAUCGGUGUGAAGAUAUGCUUUCAGUAGGAAACGACGGGAUUUUGUCUGAGGCCAGAUGGCUUCUUGAUACAGGUCUUCUACCGAAUUCAAAUUCUGCAACUCGUGCAAUCGGUUACAGACAAGCAAUGGAGUACUUAUCACAUUGUAGGGAGCAAGGAGGUAGCAGUUCUCCUGGAGAAUUUUUCGCUUUUUUAUCUGACUUUCAGAAAGCAUCUAGAAAUUUUGCAAAAAGGCAAUUGACAUGGUUUCGUAAUGAGAGUAUAUAUCACUGGCUUGAUGCUUCUAAGCCUCUGGAACAAGUGCUGAAUUUCAUUUAUGACUCAUACCAUGACGACAGUGGAGUUUUGGUGGUGCCUGAAGCACUAAGAAUGAAGAAAGAUCUUUCUGGCCGCCGAGAAACUGCCGAACUUAAGGCCUACCGCACAAGAAAUAGGCAUUUUGUCAGUCGUCAAGAUUGUUCUGAUAUUUUAGACUGGAUAAGGAGAACCCAAGGAUGAAGCAAUGAAGUUCAUCUAUUCACUCACUUGAACUAAAGCUCAUUUUGACUUUAAUCGGAAUGAGACAAAUUUUAAUCUCUUGGCUCGUCGACUCCAGCUAAUCGUCACUUGAGAGAGAGGCUGGGGGUGGGCAUUUUGUCACUCGUUUUUCUUUUAGAGAGAGAUGGGCGGAUUGAAGAGGAGAAAGGCUGCCGGAAUGUUUUUGGAUUAGUGGUAAUGUUUUCUGAUGCAACAUAUGCCGCUAAAUUCUUGCAUGGUAUUCUUUGUCCUGACACAAAAACUUGUUGCUGAAUGAUAUUAUCGAUAAGAUAACUCUAUCCAUAGUAAGAUGAUGGUUGUAUUAAAUUAACCUUUUGGUCAUUAUAAUCUAGCUAAUUGUCUUGGUUUUUGGAAUUCUGGGUGACUGUUUCCCCGGAAGACUGAUGGUUAGUUAAGAACUUUCAAUUGCACCAUCUCUGUGGGUUAUCCUCCUACCCAAGAGGAAUAUUCUGUGGUAAUUUAACACUACUUUUCCUCCUGUGUGAGAUUGAAAUAUUUAAUUGAAGGAAGAGAUUAAUUAU
Corylus avellana is the source of this 2011-nucleotide messenger RNA. It is a transcript of the gene IPT9, whose product is annotated as isopentenyltransferase 9. The record is from RefSeq and is a predicted model, not a curated record. Lineage: Eukaryota; Viridiplantae; Streptophyta; Magnoliopsida; Fagales; Betulaceae. Gene Ontology annotation, biological process: cytokinin biosynthetic process; tRNA modification. Gene Ontology annotation, molecular function: tRNA dimethylallyltransferase activity.